AUGAGCCGAACAUGGACGACGGAAGAAUUCUUCCGUACAUACCCAGAGCCUGCGACGCUUGCUGAGCAAACGAAGAAGGUGGAAGAGUUUGUUCAGCGCCAUAAUGCACAAGGCCGCAACGUGGCCUUAGUCACGAGUGGUGGUACUACAGUGCCGUUGGAGAAAAAUGUGGUACGAUUUCUCGACAACUUCUCUGCUGGUACGCGAGGCGCUGCCUCGGCAGAGUACUUCAUCAAGCAUGGCUAUGCGGUGAUUUUCUUAUCUCGGCAGCACAGUCAGUUCCCCUUUACGCGCUGGUACAGUCAUACGACGAACCCCCUCUUUGAUUUGUUGGAGGAGCCCAGCCCUGAAGACGAUACAGUCCAUGUGUGCAGGGAUAAGGAGAGUGAACUCCUUCCAAUCUUACACGCGUACAAUGAAGCCCAACGGCAGGGCCAGCUACUUACUGUGCCUUUUGUGACAGUGACAGAGUAUCUCUUCCUCUUGCGCAAUGUAUCGCUGGCAAUGAAGCCACUGGGCCGACGUGCUAUGUUGUACUUGGCCGCGGCGGUGAGUGACUUUUUCAUGCCGAUGGACCGUAUCUCUGAGCACAAAAUCCAAUCCAGAGAUGGCGCACUCACAUUGGUAUUGGAGCAAGUCCCGAAGGUGCUCGGCACGUUGGUGAAGGAGUGGGUGCCAGAGGCCUAUGUGGUAAGCUUCAAGCUGGAGACAGAAGACCGGCUUCUCAUUCCCAAGGCCGAAAAGUCUCUGCGCAGCUACGGUCAUCAGCUCGUCAUUGGCAACCAACUGCAUCGUCGCAAAUUUGAGGUCGUGCUGGUAGAGCAGAAGCCUUCCUCCGGUUCUACCGAGAAGGAAUUUACAAAUACAUGGAUCCAGCUUCCGCAUACCAACGGUACGCCAGAACAUGAGAUUGAAAGCGACAUUGUUACAGCCCUCGCGACUCGGCAGGACGCAUGGAAACAGGCGCCAUAG
This is a messenger RNA of Malassezia pachydermatis, 972 nucleotides long. RefSeq lists its product as hypothetical. Gene Ontology annotation, molecular function: phosphopantothenate--cysteine ligase activity. Bases 1 to 972 code for a protein of 323 amino acids. Gene Ontology annotation, biological process: coenzyme A biosynthetic process. The transcript is spliced from 2 exons. Lineage: Eukaryota; Fungi; Basidiomycota; Malasseziomycetes; Malasseziales; Malasseziaceae. The record is from RefSeq and is a predicted model, not a curated record. Gene Ontology annotation, cellular component: cytoplasm; nucleus.